Messenger RNA from Morus notabilis, 782 nucleotides. RefSeq names its product dynein light chain LC6, flagellar outer arm. Gene Ontology annotation, biological process: microtubule-based process. Gene Ontology annotation, cellular component: dynein complex. The record is from RefSeq and is a predicted model, not a curated record. The coding region runs from base 444 to 725 and encodes 93 amino acids. Gene Ontology annotation, molecular function: dynein light intermediate chain binding; dynein intermediate chain binding. Lineage: Eukaryota; Viridiplantae; Streptophyta; Magnoliopsida; Rosales; Moraceae. The transcript is spliced from 2 exons.
AAAAUUCACGAACAAAAAAUAGUGCUGGUAUUGGUUUUUAAAACCAAAAAACAAAUAAGCUUUCGGUUAAAGUUUUUUGAGAAUUAUUGAUUUUUCCUGUACUGGGUUUUCGUUUUUAUUUUUCUCUUGUGUUGUGGUAAACGGCGAAAUGAUUGUUUGGACGGAUAAGGACUAGUAAUUUGUGAAGAAAUAGAUACGUGCAGGCAAAAAAGAGAAAAAAGAUUACAAACGACAAAAAGUUUGUACUAUGAUACAAAUCACUCGCUCAUAUCUGUAUAUAUUGGAUAUAUAUGUGAAAUAAAGAAGGUUCUGGUUUUGGGCUUGUGCUGUAGGACCCAGAUAUAGAAGACUCUUUUUAUUUCAUUUCAUAAUUCCAAAUAAGCUACUUUCAUAAUUAUAUAACAGAGAAUUGUGUAUUGGAUAUAGUUUAUGGGAGAGAGAAGAUGUUGGAAGGAAAGGGUAUGAUAAAGGAAACAGACAUGCCAGAGAAGAUGCAGAUACAAGCCAUGGCUUGUGCUUCUGAAGCCCUUGAUCUUCAUGACGUUUUUGAUUGCUGUUCUAUUGCUUCCCACAUCAAGAAGGAGUUUGAUAAAAGGUAUGGAAGUGGAUGGCAAUGUGUGGUGGGUUCUAACUUCGGUUGUUUCUUCACUCAUUCACUUGGGACUUUCAUAUAUUUUGGGCUUGGGACCCUCAAUUUUCUUAUCUUCAAAGCAGCCUCUUCUUGAUUUCACCACUUUUGUACCAUACAAAGGGAGUGAGCUGAGGAAAAGAGUCCUAUAUAA